UUUUGCAAGAAAGCUGCCUCCCACAGGCUUGGAAGUGGACAGUGCUCUAACAGACAUACAGAGGACACAAGGGUAGAAUACCAUAGAAGAAAAAGAAAACAGAAAAGGAUUUUGUUAAGAAUGGUAAAAAGGAGGGAGCAAAGAAUGAGAAAAGAGUGAUAAAGAGGGCUGUUAAAAAAAAGGUCCUGUGUGCUGUGUGAAAACCCUCGUAAACAUUCAGCCAGUUUGUCUGUUUCUUUAGCCUGUCAUUACUGGUUGAGGACAAUCCCAGGAAGUGAGUUUGUACACUAAAACCACUACAUUGUUGACAGAAUAUCACUGUGGUGAAUCUGUCUGUGAAUUCGAAAUCACUACUAUCAUUAAAUAACAUAGAUAACUAACAAAACUAGCUUCAUCAUGGCCCCCAAGAAGAAGGCACCUCGCCCCAAAAAGACAACUCCAGAACCAGCACAGUUGGAGAGUGGAGUAGUGGUCCCAGAGAUAGGUGUGAAAAAACUAGAAAUGCCUCUCAGCAUUGAGCAGCUAAAUCAUCUCAACGGAAUGCCCCUGCCACCAGUGAUCCGGCCUGGAGAGAGGGGUUUUGGUCUGGGUGGUGAAAUGACCCGACCACUACAUGGAUCUGCUCUUCUAGAGGAGUUGAGUCGUAUGAGACAGGAACGCUUCCUCACUGACCUGGAGCUGGCUUGCAAGACUAAGGCCUUUGAUGUCCACAAGCUGGUCAUGUCCUCUGUCAGCCAGUAUUUGCGUGAAGUUCUAGCCAAAGACCCAAGCCUCAAGCGCUUGGAGUUACCUACCAUAUCACCCUUAGGUCUAGCCAAUGUGAUCACCUUUGCUUAUCUUGGCCGUGUGCACAUGUCUCUCUACACUAUUGCCUGUACUGUAUCCGCGGCCUGCACACUGCAAAUCCCCCAUCUCCUCCAGAUGUGCAUGGACUUCCUGAUGGCUGAGUUAAACGUGCACACUUGUGUUUAUGUGUGGAACAUUGGAGCUGCUUAUGGCCUGGUCCCUGUGCGUGAUUCUGCACGCCGCUUUGUGCUGGAAAACUUUGCCCAGUUUGCAGAGACACCCCAGUUUACUCAGCUAACCCUAGAACAGAUCAUUGCUUUUCUGCAGGAUGACAAACUUAUCCUGCCUUCAGAGGUCACUGCCUUCCAGGUGGCCAUGAAGUGGUUGGACUUUGAUCCAAAAAGGCAGGUUCAUGCUUAUGACCUACUAUCUCACGUGCGGUUCGAGACUAUCCCCGCCAGCGAGCUGGUCAGAGAGAUUCAGCCUGUUGCUCGCAUGAUGCAGGAUCCUCAGUGCCACCGUCUGCUGGUGGAUGCCAUGAACUACCAUCUGCUACCGUACCAGCAGAACGCUCUACAGUCCCGCCGUGCAAAGGUCCGAGGCAGCCAGACUGUUCUACUAACCAUCGGUGGACGCCCCUCCCUUACAGAGCGUGCCCUGAGUCGAGAAGUGCUAUGGAGAGACCCUCGUGAUGGAGUUGCUACAUGGCGCCAUCUUUCUCAGCUUCCUGCAAAGAGCUUUAACCAGUGUGUUGCUGUGAUGGAUGGUUUCCUAUAUGUGGCAGGUGGAGAGGACCAGAACGAUGCGCGAAACCAGGCCAAACAUGCUGUCAGCACUCUGUGCAGAUAUGACCCUCGCUUUAACACAUGGCUGCACCUUAGUAGCAUGCGCCAGCGGCGCACUCACUUUAGCCUUGUUGCCACAAAUGGCCGCCUUUAUGCAAUUGGUGGCCGUAACACUGAUGGCUUACUGGCCACCACUGAGAGCUACCUGCCCUCCACCAACAGCUGGCAGCUCCGUGCUCCCAUGGACAUGCCACGCUGUUGCCAUUCCAGUGCUGUCUUACCGUCUGGAGACAUCCUAGUGACUGGUGGCUAUGUCAACUGUGCUUACUCUUGCUCUGUGGCCUCCUACAUUGUACAGAGUGACUCCUGGAGUGAGCAAGCACAGUUGGAGAUGCCACGUGGUUGGCACUGCUCCACCACACUGGGUGGUAAAGUUUAUGUGGUGGGUGGCAGCAGGCUGGGCCCUAGUGGAGAGCGAGUGGAUGUGCUAAUCACCGAGGUGUUCUCACCUGAAAACGGCCAGUGGAGCAGGGCUGCCUCCCUGCCCUUGGGAGUAAGCACAGCUGGUCUUGCAUCCCUUAGUGACAAGCUAUACCUUGUGGGUGGAUGGAACGAAGCUGAGAAGCGUUACAAAGCAGCAGUGCAGCGCUAUGACCCAGGUACCGACAGUUGGUCGUCUGGAGAAGAGCUGCCAGAACCCACAGUGGGUGUAUCCUGCUGUUCACUGGAACUACCCCCACGCCACACUUCACGCAAGCAUCGUAACACACCCAGCCAUGAAGAACAGGGUUUCAUGACUGCAUGAGAGAGGAAAUGAGGGAGGAAAGAAUGAGGCCAAGAUUAGUAGUGAGGUGAGAGAGAAAGCGAAUAGAGAAGGGGUGGACAGUUACUAGACAGUGAGGAUUCAACAAGUAAAGGAAGGAGAUGGCAUGGAGGAACUCCUUUUUGCUAAGGUAGCAUUAUGUUUCAAGUCGUGAAGGACAUUUAGAGUCAAAACAUAGUGCUCACUUAUUAAUAUGAAAAAGCCUAGGCCAACAAAACAUGAGUACAUGGGUUAACAAUAAAUGUAACAACAAAAUCUAUUCAUCUUAGUAUAUCUGUUACACUACAUAUUUAUUGAAUCCUAAUUAUUUUGAAAAUUGAUCAUACCAAGAAUACCCUAAGGACUAAAAAUUAAGAAAAUUAAUUCAUAUUAAGUAUCUGGAUCAUGGUCAUGGUGAAUCCAGAGUUUAUCCUGGGAACACUGGGCACAUGAUGGGAAUACACCCUGAACGGGACUCUAAUCUAUCACACGGUACCAUUCACACACAGUACUAACUUGUUUUUAGAUGUAUUUAGAUGUAUUUAGAUGUAUACAUGCAACCACAAAGGUUCCCAUCAUGUAGAUUUAUUCAGUGAAUGGACUGUUAAGAGAAAGACAUGUUCCCUCAGACAUGUUAAGAGAAAAUAUAACACUGAGCUUCUAGGACAUCAAUAAACUAUAAAUUAACUAUACAUUAUAAACUAUAAACAAUUCCCUAAACUAUAAAAACAAGUUAAAAAAUGUAAAAGCCUGAUAUUUCAGAAAAGUCAGUCAACCCCAACCUGGUAAAAAUGAAAAACCACUAUAUUCAGUACCAGAUAUUCAGAACCAGUCUGUAUUUUUUAGAUUUGAAUAUCAAUAUAUAGUUUGUCCAAUAAAUUCAUUCAUUCAUCUUCUACCGCUUAUCCGAACUACCUCGGGUCACGGGGAGCCUGUGCCUAUCUCAGGCGUCAUCGGGCAUCAAGGCAGGAUAGACCCUGGACGGAGUGCCAACCCAUCGCAGUGCACACACACACACACACACACACACUCUCACUCACUCACGCACUCACACACUACAGACAAUUUCCCAGAGAUGCCAAUCAACCUACCAUGCAUGUCUUUGGACCGGGUGAGGAAACCGGAGUACCCGGAGGAAAUCCCCGAGGCACGGGGAGAACAUGCAAAUGCCACACACACAAGGAGGAGGCGGGAAUUGAACCCCCAACCCUGGAGGUGUGAGGCAAACGUGCUAACCAAUAAGCCACCGUGCCCCCUUCUAAUAAAUUAAUAUACAAUAUCUGAGCUUACCUGGUAUUAAUAAUAAAUUUAAAAAAAUCUAUGAAACCUUAUUAAACUAAUACAAUGUCAUCUUUAUUUUGUUCAUAAGAGUAUGCAAACCAUUGCAUAAGACCAUAGCUAAUAAUUUGCAAUGAUGAGCCAUAUAUUAAAAAUAUAAUUUCCACUUGUCUGGCUAACAUGCAUCUACAUUUCUGGUGCCAUCACCUUCUACCGAGGCCAUUCCACUGUAUACAAAACCCUAAGAGUGCCAGUGAACGUCCUAGUGAGAAAACACUGCUCCAGACAGAGAGAAUUUUGAAACGAAUAAAUAAAAGAAAAUGAAAUGUCACUGAUAAUGUGGAUAGUUUUACUUACAAUGUUCCCUUUAUGGUCACCAACCGAUUAAGGCUUCUGCUUUGUGUUGAAUGUUGACAAUGUAGGUGUUGCAAAUGGCAAAUGGCGCAUGGUGUCUAAUUCUCUAGGAUAGGAUUUCACUUGAAUAAAGCCAAAAUGAUCAAAG
Tachysurus vachellii is the source of this 4153-nucleotide messenger RNA. RefSeq names its product kelch-like family member 43 (gene klhl43). The transcript has 6 exons. The coding region runs from base 397 to 2376 and encodes 659 amino acids. The record is from RefSeq and is a predicted model, not a curated record. Gene Ontology annotation, molecular function: protein binding. NCBI's taxonomy places the organism in Eukaryota, Metazoa, Chordata, Actinopteri, Siluriformes, Bagridae. Gene Ontology annotation, cellular component: nucleus; cytoplasm.